CUACGCAGCUAGCACUUGAAAGAUCAAUGUCCUUUUCUUCUUUGAUUAACAUGUGUGGUUCUGAUGAAAUCGUAAACUUUUUUCUGCUCAGGCAAAUGUACUCAGUCCACUGUACCCUUUCAAUACGUUAUCUCUAGCUCUAUUUAAUUACUCUUUCAAACUCUUGCAGUUGAUCUAGGGCGAGCUUGUGAGCAAAUUACUUGCUACUAUUGCAGAUUGAGCAUCCAAUUUGCUAUCAAAAUUUGCCUGUCAUUUGUAGCCAACCAUUCUAUCUAUUUUAUUUUCUUCUAUAUAUCGAGCAACUUGAACAGCAUGGCCAUGACUAUUCAAAAGUGGCUACUCUUUCUGUUUUUGCAUUUACAUCUUCAUGUUCUCCUCCUAGCGCAGCCUGAUUUACAAUACAAACAAUGUUCGGUCAGUGAUACUGAUACCUAUACGGAAAAGAGUACAUACCAUAAAAAUCUUAUCUCGCUCCUCUCUUCCCUUUCCAAAAAAAUAGAUAAAUAUGGUUUCUACAAUGCUUCCAUUGGCCAAAACUCCGACAUGGUCAGUGCUAUUGUGCUAUGUAGAGGAGAUGUGGAUCUUGAAGGAUGUCGCAGUUGUGUCAGUGACAUUGCUCAAGUUCUUGUACGUUCAUGUCCUAACAAAACAGAAGCUUUUGGUGGCUAUGAUGACUGUAUGUUACAGUAUAGCUCGAAUCGAUCCAUUAUAGGCGCAAGGUCAUUUUCUACUCCACUGUACAUGUGGAAUACUGAGGAUGCCUCAAGACAUAAGGAGUUUAACCAGACGCUGAUAAAAUUAUUGGAUAAUUUACGAGACCUUGCUGCUGCUGCUGGUCGCUUUCGAAAAUAUGCUAGUGGCAAUGUGACAGGUCCAAAAUCUCAGCCAAUAUUUGCAUUUGUGCAGUGUACUCCUGACUUAUCUCCUCAGAAUUGCUCUGAUUGCUUAACUGAGGCUUAUGGAGAUUUGCCGGAAUGUCCCUGCUAUAACAUGAGAGGUGGAAGAAUCAUAGGUGCUAGGUGCAAUUUCCGUUAUGAAAGUUACAAUUUCUUAAAGCAUGUGUCGUUGGAAGCUCUGCCACCGGCAGGGAAGGAUGAUAAAACAGCUCCAAUAAGGAAGGAUGAUAAAACAGCUCGAACUGUGAUCAUUAUGGUUGUAGUUAUAGUUGUUAUUCUUAUUGGUUGCAUUUCUAUCAUAUCUAUGAAGAGGCAAAAGAGGAAGCUAGUGGACAGAGUUCAGACUAUAAGCGCUGAUGAUAUUAGCACCACAGAGUCCUUGCAAUAUGAUUUUUCUACAAUCAUAGUAGCAACAAACAACUUCUCAAAUGCUAAUAAGUUGGGACAAGGUGGAUUUGGUCCUGUGUACAAGGGCAUGCUACCAAAUGGACAAGAAGUAGCAGUGAAAAGAUUGUCUGUAGAUUCAGGACAAGGUUAUCUAAAAUUCAAAAAUGAGGUGUUGUUGGUUGCUAGGCUUCAACACCGGAAUUUGGUCAAGUUACUGGGAUUUUGUCUUGAUGGAACAGAGAGACUUCUUGUCUAUGAAUUUGUUCCAAAUGCAAGCCUUGACCACUUUUUAUUUGAUCGAGUGAAAUGUAGGCAAUUGGAUUGGGAAAUGCGAUCAAAAAUCAUAGGAGGCGUUGCUAGGGGAAUUCUUUACCUCCAUGAAGAUUCUAGACUUCGCAUCAUUCAUCGUGAUCUCAAAGCUAGUAAUGUUCUACUAGAUGCAGAAAUGAAUCCUAAAAUUUCAGACUUUGGCAUGGCAAGGUUGUUUGCAUCGAAUGAAACUCAAGGCAACACUAGCAGAAUUGUUGGGACCUAUGGGUAUAUGGCACCGGAGUAUGCAAUGCACGGGAAAUUUUCAGUCAAAUCGGAUGUUUUUAGUUUUGGAGUACUAGUCUUGGAAAUUAUAAGCAGCCAAAGAAACACUUGUUCCAAAAAAGAAGAAUCUAUGGAAGACCUUGUGAGUUAUGUUUGGUCGAACUGGCGUGAAGGAACAAUUACAAAUUUGAUAGACCCCGUGCUGAGGGGAAGCACAGGACCGAAUCGUGACAUAAUGAGAUACAUCCACAUAGCUUUAUUGUGCGUUCAAGAUAAUGUUGCUAAUAGACCACACAUGAGUGCAGUGCUUCUCAUGCUCAGUAGCUGCUCUCUGAAUCUUCCAGUGCCACACAAUGAUGUAAACCCACAAAUUUCAAGUAUGUCAGGGUCAAGCAAACUAACCGAAAGUAAAUUAAUUUCUUCAUCAGGAAGUGAGGUGUGGAUAACUGAGUUGUAUCCUCGAUAAAAUCCUUAGACACAAUGCAGACAAUCUAUACGCAAACACAUAUUAUGUAUUUAUUGGCUUAGUGUAAACACUGAGUGAGAUUAAGUUUUUACCCCUUUGUAUC
This is a messenger RNA of Lycium barbarum (goji berry), 2386 nucleotides long. RefSeq names its product cysteine-rich receptor-like protein kinase 44. The record is from RefSeq and is a predicted model, not a curated record. Bases 313 to 2283 code for a protein of 656 amino acids. Gene Ontology annotation, molecular function: protein kinase activity; ATP binding. Gene Ontology annotation, biological process: protein phosphorylation. The transcript is spliced from 7 exons. NCBI's taxonomy places the organism in Eukaryota, Viridiplantae, Streptophyta, Magnoliopsida, Solanales, Solanaceae.